AUUUAAGACUCGUGAUGGCUGUCCUGUCACUAGCUUUACUACUUGUAGGACUUGUACUGACUUCAGCUGCCAAGGCUGGUGAAGUAGAUAGAGAGGACCAGUUGAAGAGCCGGCUGAAAGAAUAUGGCCUGGUCACCCCCUUCAGCACCGACUCCCACGGACACUACCUGUCACACCUGCUCUCCGCCACUCACAAGCAGCGUGUUAAGAGGGAGGUGCUUGAAAACGGUGAAACUGAACAGAGGCUUUUCUUCAACAUCACUGCCUUCGGAAAGGAGUUUCACCUUCGUCUGCGGCCGAACAGCAGGCUGGUGGCGCCUGGCGCGAUGGUGGAGUGGCACGACGAGGUCCCGGGAUUCAGAAACGGCGGUGCUGGCAACGAUUCUAGCGUGGGCGCCAACCAGACUGAAUCCACCAAUGGCACGGAGAGGAUACUGCGCCGUGAGCUGCUCAAGACAGACUGCACCUUUACCGGUGACAUCACAGACGUCCCCGGGGCCUCGGUUGCCAUUAACAACUGCGAUGGGUUGGCUGGGAUGAUUCGCACCGAAUCGGAUGAGUACUUCAUCGAGCCGCUGGAGAAAGGCACUCAGGAGCUGGAGGACCAGGGCAGGGUCCACGUGGUUUACCGCAGGUCAGCUCUGCUGCAGACUCCCUUGGACAUCUCUGUGGAUUACCAGCUACAAGAACCGGAGCUCGAUGUUCCCGGGACCCUUGACUCAGUAACCCGACAGGUGAAUGAGACGGUCCAGCGCCGCAGACGGAGGGACGCUGGAGAGGACGACUACAACAUCGAAAUCCUGCUGGGAGUCGAUGACUCAGUGGUCCGAUUUCACGGCAAGGAGCAUGUGCAGAAUUACCUCCUCACGCUGAUGAACAUAGUGAAUGAGAUUUACCAUGACGAGUCUCUGGGAGUCCACAUCAAUGUGGUCCUGGUCAGGAUGAUUAUGCUGGGGUAUGCCAAGUCCAUCAGCCUCAUUGAGAGAGGCAACCCAUCACGGAGCCUGGAGAACGUGUGCCGCUGGGCCUUUGUGCAGCAGAAAGGCGAUCCCGAUCACGCCGAACACCACGACCACGCAAUUUUCCUCACUCGCCAAGGCUUCGGCCCCACAGGGAUGCAGGGCUACGCUCCGGUCACAGGAAUGUGCCACCCAGUCCGGAGCUGCACCCUGAACCACGAAGACGGCUUCUCCUCCGCCUUUGUUGUGGCUCAUGAGACCGGACACGUGUUGGGCAUGGAGCACGAUGGCCAAGGCAACCGCUGUGGGGACGAAACGGCGAUGGGAAGCGUGAUGGCCCCGCUGGUGCAGGCGGCCUUCCAUCGAUACCACUGGUCAAUGUGCAGCGGGCAGGAGCUGAAGCGAUACAUCCACACGUAUGAUUGUCUCCUGGAUGACCCCUUCAAACACGACUGGCCGGAGCUUCCUGAACUUCCUGGCAUCAACUACUCGAUGGAUGAGCAGUGUCGAUUUGACUUCGGGGUCGGCUACAAGAUCUGCACUUCCUUUCGCACAUUUGACCCGUGUAAACAGCUAUGGUGCAGCCACCCAGACAACCCCUACUUCUGUAAGACCAAGAAGGGGCCACCUCUCGAUGGGACCGAGUGUGCACCUGGAAAAUGGUGCUACAAAGGUCACUGCAUGUGGAAAAACCCUAAUCAGGUCAAGCAAGAUGGUGCCUGGGGCUCCUGGAGCAAAUAUGGUUCCUGCUCACGCUCCUGUGGAACUGGAGUUCGAUUCCGGACCCGUCAGUGCGCCAACCCUGCCCCAUCGAACAGUGGCCAGGACUGCCCAGGAGUAAACUACGAGUACCAGUUGUGCAAUACAGACGACUGCCCCAGGCACUUUGAAGAUUUCAGAGCUCAGCAGUGCCAGCUCCGCAACUCCCACUUUGAAUUCCAAAAUGCCAAACACCACUGGCUGCCCUACGAGCAUCCUGAUGCAAACAGGAGAUGCCACUUGUAUUGCCAGUCCAAGGAGACAGAAGAUGUGGCGUACAUGAAGGUGCUGGUGCAUGAUGGGACACGAUGUUCUUACAAGGACGCCUACAGCAUCUGCGUGCGUGGAGAGUGUGUGAAAGUUGGCUGUGACAGAGAAAUUGGCUCUAGCAAGGUUGAGGACAGAUGUGGGGUUUGUGGUGGAGACAAUUCUCACUGCCGCACUGUCAAAGGAACCUUCACCCGGACGCCGAAGAAAGCUGGUUACCUUAAGAUGUUUCUCAUUCCUCCUGGAGCUAGACAUGUGAUCAUCCAAGAACAUGAGGCCUCCCCUCACAUUCUUGCAAUCAAGAACCAGGCGACGGGGCAUUACAUCCUCAACGGCAAAGGAGAGGAGGUCAAGUCCAGAAGCUUCAUCGACUUAGGCGUUGAGUGGCAUUACAUCAUCGAGGGCGACGUAGAGACGCUGCAGACCGAUGGCCCUCUGCACGACCCCGUGGUGGUGCUGAUUAUACCGAAGGACAAUGAGACACGGUCGACUUUGAUGUAUAAGUACAUCAUCCAUGAAGAUUCGGUGCCCAUCAACAAUAACAAUGUCAUCCAGGAAGAGACCUAUGAGUGGGCUCUGAAGAGCUGGUCUCCGUGUUCCAAGCCAUGUGCUGGAGGGUUUCAGUACACCAAGUAUGGAUGUCGGAAAAAGGGAGACACCAAGAUGGUUCAUCGAGGCUACUGCGAUGCUGGCAAGAGGCCCAAACCCAUCCGAAGAAUGUGCAACCUUCAGGACUGCACACAGCCUCAAUGGAUCUCAGAAGAAUGGGAGCACUGCACCAAAACCUGCAGCAGCCUAGGCUUUCAGAUCCGAACCGUUCGCUGCGUACAGUUCCUGCAUGAUGGCAUGAACCGCUCCAUCCACAGCAAAUACUGCAGCGGGGAGAAACCCGAGAGUCGAAGGCCCUGUAACAGAGUACCGUGUCCUGCCCAGUGGAGGACCGGAGCCUGGUCAGAGUGUUCUGUGACGUGUGGAGAGGGGAUAGAAAGGCGUUUGAUCACCUGCCGGAUUGGAGAUCAGUGUAACGGAGAAAAGCCUGAAAACGUGAGGCCGUGCAAACCUGGACCCUGCCACGAUGAGCCGUGUAAUGGGGACAAAUCCAUCUUCUGCCAAAUGGAGGUAUUAGCGAGAUACUGCUCUAUUCCAGGCUACAACAAGCUGUGCUGCGACUCCUGCAAUAAGCGCACCGGAGCCCUGUCUAUGUUCUCGGAGGCGGCCGAGACUGAGGAACACAUUCGCUUCGGAUCAGCCUCGCAGCUCCUCGAGACAUUAACGGCCGCAGUAGCGGCCAACGGCACUCGCGGUGGGAAACAAGGCACGGGCAAAGGAUCCGCCACAUCGGGCGGUGCAGCGAAACACGUCACCACGCCUGCUCCAGUUAAGAAAACCCCAUCAAAGAUCACUACAGCACCAAGGCGGGUUCCACGACAUGUGGACCUCACUGACAGGAAGCUGUCCACCCAGGCUGGUCCUGCUCAGGGUCAAAGGUCAAGCAGUUUGAUGGACAGUCGGCAGCCUGUGGCAUAUUCUGAAGUGGAGCGAUGAAAGUCACAGCUUUUCCCUUUAGGACUCGUAAUGUACAGUAGAUAAUCCAGCUUCAUCCUGAGUCUUCUCACACCAGAAAACACUACAGAGAAAGAAAGAAAAGUGCUGGUUCGCUUUGUAAGAAUUUGACCCCGAUACGGACUCUAAAUAUCUCUUUAACCACCUGCAGUGAGCUUCCAGAUUACUGAGGCUGAAACAGCCGUGCUACUUUGCCCUCAUACUUCUAUAUUAGUAUGAGACAAAUAUGAAAUAAUUUCAAGGUGUAGGGGCACGUGAGCCACAGGGAGUUUUCAUCCGUGUCAAAUGAAAAGCUAAAUUAAGUUCAUAGUGAAUACUUUCAGGGAUGCAAAACAGCCAAAGGACAGUUCAGUAUUCAAAAGAUGUUUGUUGCUCUGACUCAUAUAUUCCCGAUGUCUGACAUUUAUUUCAUUUUAUCACCUUGUUCACUUGUUCAGGCAAAUAUUUCUCUAAUGUCACCUGCACAGUGAAAACUGAGAGAACAGGUGGAGGAACGUGUCUGCAUUCCCCCUCCGGACUGAGCUGUCGCCUGGUCUCGUUACUGAAUAAACCAGGACCCUGUUGCCUGCAGAGCAGCUAUGCUGCUGCAGAUAUGCAGAGAGAAAAUGUCAGCAGGUGCAGAGACCAGAGCUAAUUCAGCUGUGUAGCUUUAGUAGAACUCAGAGUAUGGAAAUAGAUGCAAGAAUUGGUUUAAAUGCCUCUUGUAUUUCAGUUCAUUUAAAAAGUGACUCCACUAAAGGCCAUGUUUGCCACAUUGGUUCUUUUUGGAUAAAUCUCAGCUUUACGAUGCGUUUUAAUUGAUUGCAUCCAUAUGUUAUCCCUACAUUGUGACCUUUGAGGUAGAUGUCAGAGUUUGGUAUAAUUUUAAAAUUAACAAUAGUCAAAGCCAGAUCAUCUGAUACAGCUGAGAAUUCCCACUACUUGAAUGUUACAAACUGCCAGUUUUCUUGCCAGAAAUCUAACUCUAAAGCUCGACUUACAGAAAGUUCAGCCGUUAAAGUAUUCAGUGAAAAAUUAUUUACCGUACUUUAAGUGAAUAUGAAACACGACCAGAGAUAAAUUUCCCCAACGCACUAUUUAUAAAGCUUCCUGUAAAUGCUGUACAUGAAAAUAUCAGUAUUAUUUUAAGAAAGUGGGAUGCUUUCAAAUACAUUUUUAACCAGUUCUAACAGAUGUCGGUGCCAAUGUUUACCCUUCCAGGGACGGUGCUGUUCACAUGGGUAGAAAGGGAUUAUUGACUGAUUAUUGAUAUAGCUUUCCUUUCAGAAUGCCAUGAAGAUUUCUGUUAUAACUUAAAGAAAAGUCAAAGUGCAGAGAGAUGAGAUGUUUGAUACCAUUCUGAUAUUUGCAUUGUAGGAGCAAUUAAGUAGAGCAUACAACACUCAGGUCAAAGGACCAAAAUCAUUCAUAAUACAUGUAAAAUGUGUUUUUACUUUAGCCUCACUUUUACGGUGACUUUUUGUUAACCCACUCUUCUUUAAUAGGUACACCUGUGAAAAGAAAUGCAAUCUGAUAUCAGCACACUGCUAUAAAUCCUUUUCCUAUGAAGCUUUCUGUUUGUGUUUGUUAUUGAGGUCGUAGAGGGCAGUGAUGUGGGAAGGAAGGGAGGCAGUUUAUGUAGCCUACACAUCCUCGCUGCCUGAAACCUCCAUAAUCAGGUAGAAUUAUAAGAAGCUUUGGGGAAUGUCAGCAAAGAGUGAAAAUCUAAAUGAUGAAUUGUUAGCAGAACUGCUGUGUUAGAUUGCAUUUGCAUUCACAGGUGAGCCUAAUAACUAAAGCUGCAUUAGUUGACUUUUGACCACUAGGGACCAGACAAACUCGAAAACAAAUACAGCAAUGCAGACAUUAUCUUUAACUUUUAGACACAUUAAAUAUUCUGCCCCUGCAAUGAAGUCCAACUUAUAUUAGCUCAGGAGUCCCCGCCAUCUCUCACUUUCUUCACCAUCCAGCUGUUUGUUCCAGCUGUGCUUUUAGCUUUUUUAUGAAGAGCUAAAUGUAAUCUGUGAGUACUGAGCUUGGAAAAUUGAUCAACCCUUUCACAGUCUGCCAAUAUAGAGCCAUGUUAUUCAGUUUUAAUAUAAAAAUUGCUUAAUGGCCCUUGGAGCUCGUUAGAUCCUUUCAUGAUUAGCCUGAACAAGGUGCUCUGGUACGUUUUAUGUUUGCAGGAACAAAGCUUUGUUGUAAGUACAAUAAGCUGGAAUUUUUAAAAAAGACUCUUACUGUAUGUGGAACAUAUUUCUUUCCAAAGUAUUCUCUAAAUGGCUUUUUUAAUAAGGUGGAAAAAGGUUUUGGAGACAGAAAGCUAUUUAUUUAAAAGAGGAUUUCCUUGCAACCACCAUGCAUCUGACUGCAAUAGCAAAAGGCACAGAUUUGUGUUUUCAGCAAACAAAUAGCUUGCAACUAUCCACACUCAGUCCUGUGUGCCAAUGUAUAGAACAUGUAUAUAGCAUUGAGUGCAUAAAUAUUUAUUGAAAGUUAAAGGGUUCUGCUCUGUUGUCACAGCGUGUGCAGCAGCCGGCCGAUAAGCUGCAUUGGAUAAACCAUUGAAAACUGAUCACCUCUUUCUCCGGUCAUAUUUUCACAUUGGAAGCAGAUUUGUGCUUGUUAACAAACACACUAGACUAGAAAUGACAUUGUUUUUGCAAACAAUUAGAUGUAAAUAUACAUGCUCAAUUUUGAGAUGUUUUACUUGUCAGAAAGCUGUUUUUUCACAGCUGUUUUGUAGAAGUCUUUAUCCGAGUCGUUGCAACACAGCAGCGUGAACUGACCAGACAGAUGCUUUAUUUUAACCGAUAAAACAUGAAUAGCGUAGUACCAGUAAAGCUGUUUUAUGCUGUUUGUAGUUGGCAGUAUUUUCAUUUUUCUCCCCAGUUCUUUUCACAUCAUUUACUUGCUGCCUAUAAACACUGCUGCUAAUGCUAUAGAGAGCUUGUAAUGAUAAAUAGAGUAGCCGUAGAUGUUACUUUGACAAUCCCUGAGCCUCAGACAGCUGUUAUUGCAUAGGAUUUUCCAUGUACUGUAUCAAUACCCCUGUGCUGUCCAUGCAUUGAAGUAUUGGAUUGUCAUGAACGCAAGUCACUCUCUGUUCUAUUUGCUUUACUAUGUAUUUGUGUAGAUUGAAGUGUACACUACUGAUGCUGUUUGUUGUAAUGGGGAGCA
Messenger RNA from Pelmatolapia mariae (spotted tilapia), 6707 nucleotides. It is a transcript of the gene adamts3, whose product is annotated as ADAM metallopeptidase with thrombospondin type 1 motif, 3. Lineage: Eukaryota; Metazoa; Chordata; Actinopteri; Cichliformes; Cichlidae. The coding region runs from base 15 to 3530 and encodes 1171 amino acids. The record is from RefSeq and is a predicted model, not a curated record. Gene Ontology annotation, molecular function: metalloendopeptidase activity. Gene Ontology annotation, biological process: proteolysis; extracellular matrix organization. The transcript is spliced from 22 exons. Gene Ontology annotation, cellular component: extracellular matrix.